Molecule: messenger RNA, 7801 nt
Organism: Dreissena polymorpha
Lineage: Eukaryota; Metazoa; Mollusca; Bivalvia; Myida; Dreissenidae
Product: DNA repair protein complementing XP-C cells-like
Exons: 20
Coding region: 28-2964 (978 amino acids)
Biological process (GO): nucleotide-excision repair; mismatch repair
Cellular component (GO): nucleus; cytoplasm; nucleotide-excision repair factor 2 complex
Molecular function (GO): damaged DNA binding; single-stranded DNA binding
Source: RefSeq, a predicted model, not a curated record
CGAACAACAACAACAUCGCGAGAACAAAUGGCAAAACGGAAGCGAAAAACCCUAAAUACUGAAUCGACAGAUGAUUAUCUGAAGAAGGCAGCUGAUGAUAGCUUGAAGAAAAAAAGGCAGAACACUAAAGUUUUAAAGCAGAAGGGUGGUCAAUUAAAUCGUUCUGAGUACUUCAAUGAAAAAAUGACACAGGAUCGGAAAAAUGUACAAAAAUCUGAAACAAGUAUUUCAAAGAAGUUAAGAAAAUUUUCAUCUGAAAUGAAAAAAGCUGAUAAUGAGUCUGCAGAUGAAAAAAUAUGGGAUGAUUCAGAAUUACAAGCAGGCAAAGACACAGAAAAGAAAGACAUAGAAGUAAAGAGAAGGGGUAAGCACAAACGCAGCAAUAUGGGUAAUGAAGCUGAAGCUGAAAUUAAACCCAAAAAAUCAAGAAAGGCCAAAGAACCCAAAUGUAUCACUAAUCCUCAAAAUGUACCCAAAUCUCGUGGUAAAAGAAAAUUAGAUAGUGCAAAAUCAUCAAAUGAAAAGAAUGACCCAUCUGAAACUACAGUUGAUUUUUCAAAGGAACAAGAAGUAUCUUUAAUUAACAAAGCAUCAGAAUCAUGCAAGAAUAAAGCAAACAAUAUCUUUAAUAAAAACAGAUAUAGUGAAGUGGAUCCUGAAGGAAAUUGUAUUGAUCACAGUGCUGAAGAAGAUAUCGUAAGCGAUGAUGACUUUGAUGAAGUUGAUGACAAUAUGCAUAACCCACGCAAUUUAGACCAGAAAAUAAGUCCCAAAUUUAAUCGUGCCUUACCCAAGACUGUUGACCACAUGGACGCCAUGGCAGUCUUGCUGCAUAUGGAAGGCAUGGGGGAUAGCAAGCCAUCCACGUCCAGAAACUCCAGCGGGGCCAGUGAUGAUGAUGAACUUGACGAGGACGAGAGUGAGGCUGAGUGGGAAGAUGUUCAGGAUAUGCAUUCUGGCAGCCCAAAGAAGUCCCAAGCUCAAUCUGGCUCAGUGGAAAUAACCUUGGAGGCACCUGUCCUGUACAAGAAAAAGAAGAAGAAGGGCUUCGAUCUAGAAAGCUACUUCAAAAGGCAGAUAAAUAAAUUCAAGCGGGAAGUGGCCAUGGAUACUCAUAAGGUCCAUUUGCUGUGUCUGUUGGCCCGAUGCCAGCAUCUGAACUCACUCAUGCUAGAAGACAUUGUGAGGGCCCAGGCAUUCUCAGUUGUCAUAGCUACCAAAGAACUCCAGUUCCCCGGGGCAGCCAAGUGCUCUGAGACGCAAGUCACACGGGCCCUGGUUUACAUCUCCAAGAACAAAACACACUUAAUGGAAAUAUUUGAACGAACUAUAGAGAGUGUUUCAUCCCAGAUAAGGCUUGUUAUGGUAUGUGUGGCCUUACUGAGGGAGGUUGGUCUACUCACCAGGCUUGUCAUGUCUCUGCAGCCCCUCACCUUUAAGGAUCCCAGCACAAAGGCCAAACCAGCAAAGAAAGUGUCCACUGCUACCACAGAGUCAAAGAAAAAAGUUGCAGAGACUAGCACUAGUAAGAAGAAAACUGCUGAUGGUGAAAAAACUCCGCCUGCCCAGAAAAAGAAAAGGAGGAAGAAGACAGAGACAUCCUCAUCAGAGAUGUCUGCAGACAGUGACUUUGAAGAAGACAGCAUUCUAAAAAAUAGUAAAAAGUUGAAGCGGAAAGCACCUGUUUCUAAAAACAGACGUGUAUUGUCUACAGACAAUGAGUUGGAGGACAAUGAGCGCUCUGACCAUUGGAUAGAAGUUUUCCUGGACAAAGAAAAGAAGUGGAUAUGCAUUGAUGGUGAGGACCUGACGGUGAGGAAGCCGUAUGAGUUGGAGAACAAAGCUACAAAGCCACUCUGCUAUGUGAUAGGUAUCACACAAGCUUGCCACAUCAAGGACAUCACUGCACGUUACGCUGGUCAGUGGCUGACAGAGACCAGGAAGCUCCGUACAGACCCUGGCUGGUGGGAGGAGACCCUGCGACCGUACGCGUGUGCGGACAGACGGACGGACGAGGCAGAGGACCGUGACAUGGCGGCCAGUCUGCAGCAGCAGCCACUGCCUACCAGCGUUGGGGCUUUGAAGAACCACCCAUUAUAUAUUCUGCAACGACACCUGUUGAAGUUUGAGGCCAUCUACCCGGACACUGCAAUACCAGUGGGCUACAUAAGGGGGGAACCGAUCUAUGCAAGGGAGUGUGUACAUGUGCUGCAUUCCAGAGAAAAUUGGCUGAAAGAGGGUCGGUCUGCAAGGCUUGGAGAGGAACCGUACAAGUUUGUCAAGUCAAGGCCAAAAUGGAACAAGCCGAAGGAAGACCCAGAGGCAAAGGAUCUGGAGCUGUUUGGAAAGUGGCAGACUGAAGUCUACAUCCCUCCACCUGCUGUUGAUGGCAAGGUGCCUAGAAACGCUCACGGCAACGUGGAGAUGUUCCUGCCAACCAUGUUACCUGCUGGAACUGUCCAUCUGAAGAUUCCAGGUCUGAACAAAGUAGCCAAGAAGCUGGACAUUGACUGCGCCCCUGCCAUGGUGGGCUGGGACCAUCACUGUGGCUUCUCCCAUCCCCUGAUGGAUGGGUGGAUAGUAUGUAAAGAGUUCAAGGACAUUCUGCUGGCAGCCUGGGACGAGGAGCAGGAGAUACUGAGGGAGAAAGAAGCAGAGAAACGUGAGAAGCGUGUCUAUGACAACUGGAGGAAGCUGAUCCGUGGACUGCUGAUUAGGGAGAGGCUGAAGAAGAGAUUUGAUCUGCAGGAGGCACCCAAAUCAGAAGACACUAAGCAGCCAGAAAGCAGUGGCACUGCGAGCUCAGAUGACACAAGUCGCAAGACAGAGCAAAGUGGGACCACGGAAGAUGGCACAAAUGACGGGGAUAAAGUCUUGGUGGCUACUAAAGAUACAAAGAUGUCCUGGCCACAAAACAGACUACACACAGAGAAUCAUACGCUCUGUAUGGUGGAAAAACUUUGAAAGAUAUUGGCUGUCUCAGAUUGUAGUUUGCCAUCUGAAAUGUUAAGAUGGACUCAGUUGAAUAGGGCAUUUGAGGUGUGCUAGAAAUAAAUUACUAAAAGCAGUUUAUUGUCAUGUUCAUUGUAAAACUCUACUUUUCCAUUUAUUUUUCAUCCAAAAUAAGAAAACCACUAUGUUAUGUUAAAUGUAUAAGUAAAACUUAAAAAAAAUCUACUCUCUGAAAAAAUAAUUAAUUGUUGGACUGUUAUAUUUUUUUUAGCUCACCUGAUUGCUCAGGUGAGCUUUUCUGACCGAUCUUGGUCUUUCGUAUGUCCGUCCGUCCGUAAACAUUUGCUCUUAAACACUCUAGAGGCCACAUUUCUUGUCCCAUCUUCAUGAAACUUGGUCAAAAGCUUUGCCCCAAUAAAAUCUCGGCGGAGUUUGAAACUGGGUUGUGCCGGGUCAAAAACUAUGUCACUAGGUAAAAAAAAAGAAAAACCUUGUAAACACUGUAGAAGUCACAUUUUAUGUUCAAUCUUCAUGUAACUUUGUCAAAAUGUUUGUCUUAAUGAUAUCUUGAUUGAGUUCAAAAGUGGUUCUUGUGUGUUGAAAAACAUGGCCGCCAGUAGGCGGGGCAGUUUUCCUUAUUUGGCUAUAGAGAAACCGUGUAAACACUCUAGAAGUCACAAUUUUUGCCCAAUCGUCAUGAAAGUUGGUCAAAACAUUGGUUUUAUUGAUUUCUUGGACGAGUUCGAAAAUGGUCCAGAUCGGUAAAAAAACAUGGCCGCCAGGGGGCGGGGCAGUUUUCUCAAUAUGUAUAUAGUGAAAACAUGGGAACACUCUAGAAGUCACAUUUUUGGUCCAAUAUUCAUGAAAUUUGGUCAGAACAUGUGUUUUUUUUUAUAUGACAGUUGAGUUCGAAAAUGGUUCUGAUCGGUAAAAAAGCAUGGCCGCUGGGGGGGGGGGGGGGUCAUUUUCCUUAUAUUUAUAUAGUAAUAACAGCUUUUGAACACUAUAUAGUUUAUCAUGUCAAGGAAAGUAACUGCAAAUGAAAAAUUAUGUUGAAUUGACAGAGUUGUCUCCCUUAAUAAAAUAUUUGUUUUAAGCACAAGAAGAUUAAGUGGAAUUAAUGAUAGUUUUAAACUCUGGGAGAUAGCAAACUUUUGAAUAUGUUUUUUAUUGUUUGAUGAUUCUGUACAAUAUGGCAUUCUUUUGUCAAACAAUUAAAGCCAGACUAUACGAUUUUUAUAUGUGUUAAAUUGUAAUAUAUUGAUAAAUACAUGUUACAAUAACACAAAAUAGGCAAGAUAUUGAAGACGAAUUUCAUAAAAUGCAGCAAAGACAAAUUAGCGCCCUGAGCUGAUGGUGACGAAGAUAUUUCGUACAUAUUUUCCUACAAUACUGAAGAAUUCGUCUUUUUAUUAGGAUCAGAGUUAGUGUUCGUGUGUCGAAUGAACAGACAUCGCUGCAGGAAUUUAAAAACAACCAUUAAACUAAAUUAAGAUUCACAUCGUACAUGCAUGAUAUACAUUCUGGCGAAUUCUACUGUACGGACAUUUUCGAUUUCAGAAUUAAAUAUCUCGCUUAUUUCGUAUUUUUCGACACAUGUUCGUCUUAAGUUAUAUUUUAAAUUAUAUUAAAAUGUAUGACCUUGUUAACACUCUAGAGGUCACAUUUAUUUUCCGAUCAUCAUGAAACUUGGUCUGAAGCUUUGUCCCAAUGAUAUCUUGGAUGAGUUCGAAAAUGGUUUUUGUUGCUUUAAAAACAUGGCCACCAGGGGCGGGGAAUUUUUCCUUAUAUGGCUAUAUAUGGCUUUAGUAAAACCUUGUUAACACUCUAGAGGCCACAUUUAUUGUCCAAUCUUCAUGAAAUUUGGUCAGAAGAUUGGUCUCAAUGAUAUCUUGGAUGAGUUUGAAAAUAAUUAUGUUUGCUUGAAAAACAUGGCUUCCAAUGGGGCGGGGCAUUUUUCCUUAUACGGCUAUAGUAAAAUCUUGUUAACACUCUAGUUUUAUUUAAUUCAGUUGCCCAAUCUUCAUGAAAUUUGGUCAUAACAUUUGUGUCCUGUGUAGUUAAGUUUGGUUUUAUUAUGUCAGUAUUAUGUACCAUUAACUGUUUUAUUGAAUUUUUCAUAACACAGAAUUUUCAUAAUUAACAUAAUUAAUCAUAAUUAAUGUUUUAGUCAUUACUGCUUAUGGUAAGCCUAUCAACUAAGAGAAAGCUGAAAUGAAGACAACAUGUACACAAUUUUGCAGUAUCUAUCUCCAUUGUUUAACCUGCUGAGUCAUAUUUCCCAAUCUAUUUUUAGUUCUGCUCUAGAAUUUGUUAGACCCCCAGAUAUUGAUCAUUGCAGUGUGUAACUAUUUACCACUCAUCUUACUGACCCUCUCACUUUGCUGUAUGCCAGAUGUUAAUAUCAGUGGUCGGUAGUAAAAGCUGGUUGAACUGUUUGAUAUAUUUUUAGCUCACCUGAUUGCUCAGGUGAGCUUUUGUGACUGGUCUUUGUCCGUCGUUUGUCCGUCCGUCCGUUAACAUUUGCUCGUAAACACUCUAGAGGCCACAUUUCUUGUCCCAUCUUCAUGAAACUUGUUCAGAAGCUUUGUCCCAAUGAAAUCUCGGCCGAGUUGGAAACUGGGUUGUGCCGGGUCAAAAACUUGGUCACUAGGUCGAAAAAAAAGAAAAACCAUGUAAACACUGUAGAAGUCACAUUUCAUGCCCAAUCUUCAUGUAACUUUGUCAAAAUGUUUGUCUUAAUGAUAUCUUGGUUGAGUUCAAAAUUGGUUCCGAUCCAUUGAAAAACAUGGCCGCCAGUGGGCGGGGCAGUUUUCCUUAUUUGGCUUGAGAGAAACCUUGUUAACACUCUAGAAGUCACAAUUUUUGCCCAAUCAUCAUGAAAGUUUGUCAAAAUCUUGGUUCAAUUGAUGUCUCGGACGAGUUCGAAAAUGGUCGAGAUCUGUGAAAAAACAUGGCCGCCAGUGGGCAGCGCAUGUUUCUCUGUAUGUAUAUAGUGGCAGUUUUCCCUAUUUGGCUAUAGAGAAACCUUGUAAACACUCUAGAAGUCACAAUUUUUGCCCAAUCAUCAUGAAAGUUGGUCAAAACAUUGGUUUUAUUGAUAUCUCGGACGAGCUUGAAAAUGGUCGGGAUUGGUUAAAAAACAUGGCUGCCAGUGGGCGGGGCAUUUUUCUCUAUGUAUAUAGUGAAAACAUGUGAACACAGUAGAAGUCACAUUUUUGGCCCAAUUUUCAUGAAAUUUGCUCAGAACAUUUGUUUCCUUGAUACGAGAGUUGAGUUCAAAAAUGGUUCCGGUCAGUUGAAUAACAUGGCUGCUGGGAGGGGGGCAGUUUUCUCAUUAUGCCCCCCCCCCCUUUCGAAGAAGAGGGGGUACAUUGUUUUGCUCAUGUCGGUCCGUCCGUCCACCAGAUGGUUUCCGGAUGAUAACUCAAAAGCGCUUAUGCCAAGGAUCAUGAAACUUCAUAGGUACAUUGAUCAUGACUCGCAGAUGACUCCUAUUGAUUUUAAGGUCAAAGGUCAAGUUCACGAUGACCCGAAAUAGUAAAAUGGUUUCCGGAUGAUAACUCAAGAACACUUAUGCCUAGGAUCAUGAAGCUUCAUAGAUACAUUGAUCAUGACUCGUAGAUGAGACCUAUUGAUUUUCAGGUCACUAGGUCAAAGGUCACGGUGACCCAAAGCAGUAAAAUGCUUUCCGGAUGAUAACUCAAGAACGCUUAUGCCUAGGAUCAUGAAACUUCAUAGCUACAUUGAUCAUAACUCGCAGAUAAUCCCUAUUGAUUUUAAGGUCACUAGGUCAAAGGUCAAGGUCACCAUGACCUGAAAAAGUAAAAUGGUUUCCGGAUGAUAACUCAAGAACGCUUAGGCCUAGGAUCAUGAAACUUCAUAGGUACAUUGAUCAUAACUCGUAGAUGACCCCUAUUGAUUUUCAGGUCACUAGGUCAAAGGUCAAGGUCACAAUGACCCAAAAUAGUUAAAUGGUUUCCGGAUGAUUAUUCAAGAACGCUUAGGCCUAGGAUCAUGAAACUUCAUAGGUACAUUAAUCAUGACUCGUAGAUGACCCCUAUUGAUUUUCAGGUCACUAGGUCAAAGGUCAAGGUCACGGUGACCCGAAAUAGUAAAAUGGUUUCCAGAUGAUAACUCAAAAACGCUUAUGCCUAGGAUCAUGAAACUUCAUAGGUACAAUGAUCAUGACUCGCAGAUGACCCCUAUUGAUUUUCAGGUCACUAGGUUAAAGGUCAAGGUGACCUGAAAUAGUAAAAUGGUUUCUGGAUGAUAACUCAAGAACACUUAUUCCUAGGUUCAUGAAACUUCAUAGGUAUAUUGAUCAUGACUCGCAGAUGACCCCUAUUGAUUAUCAAGUCACUAGGUCAAAGGUCAAGGUCACAGUGCCAAAUAACGUAUUCACACAAUGGCUGUCAAGGUUACGGUGACUCAACUUAGAAAAAUGGUUUCUGGAUGAUAACUCAAGAAUGCUUACGCCUAGGAUCAUGAAACUUCAUAGGUAUAUUGAUCAUGACUCGCAGAUAAAAUAAUGAUGAAACUUGACCAGGAUGUUUGUCUGGACAAAAUCUAGGUCAAGUUUUGACAUUUGGUAAAGAUUGAAUGAACCGACUCCUCUCAGGUGAGCGAACUAGGGCCAUCUUGGCCCUCUUGUUUCAUUUUGUAUGAAAUUUCCACAACCCGCUGCAAGUUUUUCAGUUGUUAUAUUCCAUAACCAAAUAUGUCCUCAGACAUAUGUAAUGUACAAAGAAUUGUCUGCUUUUUUUUAUGUUAUUAAUUCUUUACAACCUAAUUAUGUUCAUUCUAUUGAUGUUGUUUGAAUCAUAUUUUAAAGCGUUUUAAAAAUGUA